Closterium sp. Yama58-4 is the source of this 408-nucleotide messenger RNA. NCBI's taxonomy places the organism in Eukaryota, Viridiplantae, Streptophyta, Zygnematophyceae, Desmidiales, Closteriaceae. The record is from the annotation of a GenBank genome assembly.
AUGACACCACCUACCUUGGCUCGCCUUGCGUACGUGAUUCUGUAUGUAGACGACAUCGACACAGCGGUGAAGUUUUACAAGGACGUGUUCAUGUUCGAUGUGAGGCGCGUGGACAACAGCAGAAAGUGGGCUGAGCUGGAGACCGGUUCUACGACUCUGGCUUUUACCCCACUGGAGCAAAGGGAAACUAAGCUUACAGGAGGCAUGCAUGUGCCUGGGGAGCACGAGCAGCGACAGAAUAUGGAUAUCAGCAUCAGUGUGAGCGACGUUCAUGACACUUACCAGAGGGCUCUCAUAGCAGGCGCAAAGAAGAUUGCCAAGCCAGAGCAGAAGAACUGGGGCCAGAUUGUGGGGUACAUUCGUGACUCCUUUGGCAUAACUGUUCAGAUUGGCUCACACUUGACCUGA